Molecule: messenger RNA, 1002 nt
Organism: Cajanus cajan (pigeon pea)
Lineage: Eukaryota; Viridiplantae; Streptophyta; Magnoliopsida; Fabales; Fabaceae
Source: RefSeq, a predicted model, not a curated record
AUGUUAUUAGAUGCAGCAGCUGGUGGCACCAUGAUGACUGUGAGCCCAGAAGAAGCUACUCAAAUCAUAGAAUCUUUGGCAUCUUCUGAUCACCAAGCAAAGCAUGGAAGACAUCAAUCUCAUAAAAGAGGAGUUCUUGAUCUUAGUACUAAUGAUGCAAUCCUUGCUCAGAACAAGCUACUGUCUCAACAGAUUGAAGCACUGACUAAGCAGAUGGCCAAGGUUCCACAACAGCUUCAUGCUAUUGCUUCUUCUUCAACUCAAUCAAAUUCUUCUUUAAAGUGUGAUUUUUGUGGGGGAGAUCAUCCCAAUGGUCACUGUUCUGAUUAUCCAUCUAUGCAUGAAAGAACCAGCAAAUUAGAGGAUACUCUGAACCAGUUCAUGCAGGUGUUUAUGAACAACCAGACGAACACAGAGGCAUCCAUCAAGAAUUCAGAGGUGCAGGUGGUACAACUAGCUGACAUGUCUGGAGGCCCAUUUUCAGCCAAUACCAAGACCAACCCCAAGGAGCAUUGCAAAGCCAUAAUAACAAGAAGUGGGAAGGUAGUUGGUGAAGAUGUUGGAGUGAGUGAGAACAAUAAGGGUGUUGAUAAUAAGGAAGAAAAUAGUGAAUUGAAGGAGGUUGAGGAAGAGAGUGAGAAGAAUAAGGGAGAAAACAAUAAAAGUGAGAAUGUAGAUAGUGAGAAAAUAAGAGAGAAAAGUGGAGUUGAGAAGGAGAAGAAUAGAAAGAAGGGAAAGGAAGUCAAUUCUACUAUUCCUGUAAAAAACUUACCUUACCCUCAUGCUCCUUCCAAGAAAGAAAAAGAAAGGCAAUUCCUGAGAUUCCUGGAUAUCAUUAAGAAGCUUCAGAUAAAUAUUCCCUUCACUGAAGCCAUGGAGAAAAUGCCCACUUAUGCUCGGUUCAUGAAGGAAUUGUUAACUAAGAAGAGAAGAAUUCUUGAAGAAGAGACUGUGGAGCUUGAGGCAGGAUGCAGUGCCAUUAUACAGAAGUCUCUACCUUAG